Molecule: messenger RNA, 3090 nt
Organism: Linepithema humile (Argentine ant)
Lineage: Eukaryota; Metazoa; Arthropoda; Insecta; Hymenoptera; Formicidae
Gene: MAN1
Product: LEM domain-containing inner nuclear membrane protein MAN1
Biological process (GO): negative regulation of BMP signaling pathway; nuclear envelope organization
Molecular function (GO): chromatin DNA binding
Source: RefSeq, a predicted model, not a curated record
AUCGGAAAGGCUCCAGUACGUUUAUAUAGCUCACUGGCUUUGUAAUCUCGCACCGGCGUCAAGAUAUCUACAGGAGGCGCAUUUCUUGUAUGUGCGCGAUCUCGACCGUUAGAAAAUUGCGCCAUUUUUUUUUAGUUACGCAGUGAAUUGAAUUGUUUAGCGAAAAGUAGCCGCGUAAUCAGACGUGCGGAAAAGUAGCCGGGAGCGUGUCGUUCGAGCAUCCGUAAGCAACGAGUUGAUUUCGUUGCCGAUAAUAUAAUCAUCCACGUGCGCGGUCCGAGACGGCUGGCGUCAUCGAAGGGCAGGCAGGAUUGAUCAUCGAUCGAAAUAAACGAGAACGAAAACAGGCGUCCGGGGGAGCCAUCCAACAACGUACGCAGCGGUCGCCAAAAUUGGGUUGUUUUGGUAGAAAUUACGAUAAUUCUCUGUGAAGCAAAAUGUCGGUGGACACGCUGAGUGAUUCUGAGUUACGGACGAAGCUAAUGGAAUACGGCUAUCCGGUGGGACCGGUGACACAGACAACCCGCAAGAUUCUCGUGAAGAAACUGAAAAAUCUCAUCGAUACUCGUGGUGGCAGCAGCGGAUCCCGGCAUUCGUUAGCCGCGAGAUAUAGCAGCGAUGACACAGAUGAUGACACAAGCACAAAUGUCGUUAAGAAGAAGAAGAGUGCCAAUGUGCGUCGACAAACACUGGCAAGUCCUAUGCCUCCACCUUCGGUUAUUCCUUCUGAUGCUGCGAGUGUAUCGAAGAAUCCGGUCAGGGAAAAUUUAUCACCACCUCAUUCAGAAUUCAAGAAUCCCAAGACGACAGAUUUUGACAAUGCAAAUGUGUCUUCUAAGAUUCGCACAACUUCAAAAAGUAUGCAGAACAAAUUUAUAAGAACACAAAAAACUUACACCGAUGACUUAGAAACUGGAUCAGAUUCAGAUGUGAUGGAAGAUACUGGAAACACAUAUACACGCUCAUAUGAUAAGUACUCGUCUAGUCCAACUAGAGUGUAUGACUCUCGAGUGCACGAUCGGAGUGGAGUUCACUUCGAUUAUGAUCAAACGUUGAAAGCUAGACCUAUUAAUGUAAUGGAUAGCAAAUACAAUGCGUCCCCUUUGAAACCCAAUAUUUCUUCACUUCAACCUUCAAUGGAGGAUGCGAGUGGAAGAGACAAUGUGAGAGACCUUCUUGGAAACUAUGAAACUCCGUUUUUGUCAGAGUUUACGAGAAAACUUAGUUCGCGAUCAUUGAUAAAUAGCCCAUCACCGACAUUGUCGAACUUAAAAAGUUCCACAUUACGCAACACAUUGUCGUCCGGCUUACCAGAGGUGAAAGAAAGGGACUCGAAUGGUCACUUCUCUUCCUUAAGAAACAUGUAUUCGCCAUCAAGUCAGUUAAGCUCAAGGCACAGUGCAUCAUCUGCUGAUAGAGUACGGGAUAUCAUUAGUAGAACGGCUUACAAACCAUCAACAAUGAAUACAAACAGAGAAGAUGUACGGAACAACCAGAACAUCGUAUCGAUGGGCCUUGUAGCAGUAGUUGCUCUAUUCUUUGUAGUCCUUGCGAUAAUAUAUCUAGGACUUGGUGGAAAAACAGAAACGCUUCCAACGCUUACAUCGGAUAACAACAUACCACAAUGUUUCCUUGAUGGAGCCCGCGAUCUUAGAGUACCUGGAGUAAAUUGCGUAAUGAAGGAAAACAUAGAAUCCGUAUUGCAACUAUUGAAACGCCUACAACCUAUUUUAACAAGAAAAGCAGUCUCUAAAAUAUGCGAAAAUUCAAAUGAAAACCCGUAUUUGACCGAUGCGGACAUCCUACAGAUGUUUACAAGUGAUAAAGUGACAAACCUUGAGGUAAAGGAGGAUCUGCACAAUGCACAAUUUUUAAUCAUUAAGAAUCCCAAAUGGGGUAUUUCGCUUCUUGAUAUAAAUGAUGAUAAUGGAGCAACUACCGAAGUGUUGGAUACUCUGGAUAAAUUAUUUUCCGCUCGUCUAAAUGGAAAAGUCGGAAUGACAAUUUUAAGUCCUGAGCUGCCGAUGCAAUGUCUCAUUAAGAACAAACUUUUUACCAUCUUUUCUUUUCUUCUUAUAAUGGGAAUCGUUUCAUUAGCAGGUAUCGGGAUUUAUAAAUUUUACCUUUGGUACCUAAAAUACAAGAAAUGUACGGAGAGAGAGAUAUUUAAGCUUGUUAGUGAAAUUAUAAAUAUUGUCGAAACGCAUCACAAUGCGUCCACACAAUCUGGCGGCGCGCAGGAAAGCUUUCUCGCAAUAAAUCAUGUACGAGACAAUCUUAUUCCACCGAAAGAUCGCAAAAGAAUGGCCAAUCUUUGGGAGAAAGCAGUGAAAUUUCUGGAUGAAAAUGAAUCUAGAAUUCGAAGGGAAGUGCAACAAGUGGCAGGGGAAGAAUUUCAUGUAUGGCGAUGGCUGCCAAAUAACACUUUGAAUAAAUCUCCUGUACAAAUCACAACUUCGGGUAAAAAAUCGAAAGUCUGGCAAGGACAAGCGUUCGAAACGAUGGAAGGGUCAGUUAACAGUUUGACUUGUUCACCGACACCUUGUUUAAAAAUUAGGCAUAUGUUUGAUCCAGAUAUCGAAACCGAAGACGAUUGGGAGACAAGAGUACAGGAUGCUAUUUUAGAAAAAUGUGGAGAGGGUGUCAAGAUACUUCAUAUUCGAGUAGACAUCGGUAGUCGCGAAGGUUGUGUUUAUAUGAAAUGUAUGUCGCAGGAAGAUGCUGGCAAAGCUUACAGGGCAUUACACGGAUGUUGGUUCGAUGGUAAUUUAGUGACUGUAAAGUACCUGAGAUUGGAGCGUUAUCACGAACGAUUUCCGGACGCUGUCCGCUGUGUAACGCCUCUCAAACCAAGUAACAAUCAACGACUAUCCAUGCAAGCUCAUUAUUGGCAGAGUCCUGCGGAAGCGAAUUAACAACUUACAUUUCUGCUUGGACGUUGAAAAGAAAUGUGACUUUUAUGUUUGAUCACACACAAUUACUUGCUGAUUAAAACUUACGGAAUCUUUUUAUUUUUAUUUUUUUUGUUCUAAGAUAAAAUACUUUUAUGCUGCAGCGCAAAUACAUAUUACGAUUGAUAGUUAUCUUUUA